Messenger RNA from Bolinopsis microptera, 1345 nucleotides. RefSeq lists its product as uncharacterized. NCBI's taxonomy places the organism in Eukaryota, Metazoa, Ctenophora, Tentaculata, Lobata, Bolinopsidae. Gene Ontology annotation, biological process: proteolysis. Gene Ontology annotation, molecular function: endopeptidase activity; signaling receptor binding. The transcript has 2 exons. Bases 305 to 1327 code for a protein of 340 amino acids. The record is from RefSeq and is a predicted model, not a curated record.
UAACUUUAGUUCUAUUUCAAAUUAUUAAACCGUAUCUAGAUAUUGGUUAAAUAGGUCAUUCAAAGUUCCAUAUUUCGACAUUUAUGGGGUUGGGUGUAAACGAGAGCGGUAACGUGAGUUAGUGCGGCCACUAAACCGCUGCAGCUCAGUUACAACGAGCUUAACACAUACACGUGACGAUAUUAUAAUAAUUAUGGAAACAGGUGAUGUUAGCCAGUACAAUUAUUUAUAAACCAAAAUACUUAGUAGCAACUAGCACCGAAUCCUCCCCGCUUCACCCUGCUCCAUAUUUAUCCCAGUUGAGAUGCUGAUUACAGCUGUUCUGCUACUCGUCUCGGUAGCCUCAGCUGACGACUGUCCACUAGGUCACUAUCUAGCCUACCAGUCUGAAGUCUGCACACCUUGUCCUCAGGGCACGUUCAGCAACAUCGUGAACCCUGUGGCCUGCAGAGCGUGUCCUAGAGACCAGUACAGCUCUGUUGAAGGAGCAGUGCAGUGCGUGUCAUGUCCCAAAACUGCUUACACUCUGUCUGAAGGAUCCAAAUCUCAAGAUGAUUGUGUUGGGCCUGUCAUGGAGAUCUGCUCGAAAGUGGAGUUUGGAGGGGACUGUUAUAAGUUCCAUGAUAACAGUUUAAAGGUACAUAUGGCGGUAAAUUCGCUAAGGGUCAUUCGAGGGGAGUUCAAGGUCUACGAAGACGUUGAGUUAAUGGGAUCUUCUAGUAUUCUUAAGGAAGGCUUUGAAGCAAGGAAUACGUCUGAUAUUUCCGCUAUUGGUUCUUUUUCUGCCCUUACAAACGACGUCUUUUGUUACAUGGAGAAUGGAAAAACCUUCCGCGGAAACUUUGCAAAAGCCCAGUCAGGAGACUGCAUUAACUGGAACAUAACCUCUUUAGCACAGUUUGCCAAGCCCAACAACCUCUGUCGGAACCCCGACCCAACAGGCGCGCGAAACAAGCCCUUCUGUUAUGUCUCCGAAACAAAGACUGAGACCUGCGAGGAUAUACCCGCGUGCGUGUGGGAGCAGGAAUGUUACUUCGGAUUAGGGCAGGAUUACCGGGGCAAGGUCAGUGAAACUGUGGGAGGGAGCACCUGUCAGAACUGGAGCUCCAACUUCCCUCACGUCCACGGAUAUGAUUCUGAUGAUUACAGUUGGGCUGGGAUUGGGGAUCACAAUUAUUGCAGGACCCCUGACAAAGGCGGGAGACCCUGGUGUUACACAAGUAGUGUGUUUACCAGGUGGGACUACUGCGAUAUUCCAAUAUGCAGACGAAAUUGUAAAGUCCCAAUAUGCAGUGGGAAGGAGUUUCCUUUCUAUAAGAUUGCUUAAUAGAAUCAUCUUUUUCAG